AUGCUGUGCGAGGACCUCGCUGGGUUUUGGCUGAAGCGGAGCAGCUACGAGGAGCAGCCGACCGUGCGCUUCCAGCACCAGGUGCUGCUCGUGGCCCUGCUGGGACCGGAGCGCGGAGGCUUCCUAGCCUGGAGCACCUUCCCCACCUUCAACAGGCUGCAGGGCGACCACCUGCGCAUACCGCUCGUCUCGAGCAGAGAAGAAGACAAGAACCAGGAUGGAAAGAUGGAUGCGUUGCAUUUGAAACUGGAGCUUCCCCUGCAGUCCUCUGAGCACGUCCUGGGUGUGCAGCUUAUCUUGACUUUCUCCUACCAGUUGCACAGGAUGUCCACGUUCGUGAUGCAGAGCAUGGCGUUUCUGCAGUCCUCCUUCGCCCUUCCAGGGUCCCAGUUGUAUGUGAACGGAGACCUGAAGCUGCAGCAGAAGCAGCCCUUAAGCUACAGUGGCUUGGAUGUCCGGUACAACGUGUCUGUGAUCAAUGGAACCAGCCCUUUUGCCUCUGACUACGACCUCACGCGCAUUGUUGCGGCCUACCAGGAAAGGAACGUCACCACUAUCCUGAUGGACCCUAACCCCAUCUGGCUGGUUGGAAGGGCCGCAGAAGCUCCGUUUGUGAUCAAUGCUGUCAUCCGAUACCCCGUGGAAGUCAUUUCCUAUCAACCAGGAUUCUGGGAGAUGAUAAAGUUUGCCUGGGUCCAGUAUGUCAGCAUCCUGCUCAUCUUCCUAUGGGUGUUUGAAAGAAUCAAAAUAUUUGUGUUUCAAAAUCAGGUGGUGACCACCAUCCCUGUAGGCACCACAUUCCCAGGAGAACGGUACAAGGAGCAUUUGUCAUAAAGAGCUCUCAUCUUGGGACAUUUCUGACAACAGUCCAGAGACAUGUGCCACCGGGAGACAUGUGCUCCCUCAAGUUCCAUAACUCAGGCACCUCUAGCAUCCUCAGGGAUUACUGUGUGGAAAGACCUGAGAACGGGCUAUUUUGUCUUUUGCCCUGGACCUGCUUGAAUUUCCGGAGAAAACAUUCAGUCCUUGCGUCUCAGAAUCUCCUCACGGAACACGCGAAGCAUUUUUGGCCUCUGUUGAACAUGCUUUGCCAAGUCACUGAAAGUGAGGAGGACUCUCCAUGAAAGGGAUUGAUACGGUGGCUGCAACAGUGGGCCCGAACUGGCCUUAU
Messenger RNA from Echinops telfairi (small Madagascar hedgehog), 1171 nucleotides. RefSeq names its product transmembrane protein 231 (gene TMEM231). Gene Ontology annotation, biological process: regulation of protein localization; cilium assembly. Gene Ontology annotation, cellular component: ciliary transition zone; ciliary membrane. The coding region runs from base 1 to 834 and encodes 277 amino acids. The transcript is spliced from 7 exons. NCBI's taxonomy places the organism in Eukaryota, Metazoa, Chordata, Mammalia, Afrosoricida, Tenrecidae. The record is from RefSeq and is a predicted model, not a curated record.